AUGAGAAUUUAUAUGUUAAAAACCAUAUCAAAUACGAUUGGAAGGCGAUUUUUGACAACCAAAGAUGUAAGGAAAGUUACCCAUUGCAUUUUUGAUAUGGACGGUCUGUUAUUGGAUACCGAGCAAGUGUAUAAAAAAAUGAUUACCCAGCUGUGUGCCAACUAUGGUCACAAGUACACAGAUGAAUUAAUGAUGAAGGUGCUAGGGGGAACUGAACAGAGAUUGUCAGAAAUUCUGUGCAAGGAACUUAAUCUACCAGUUACACCCACUGAAUUCAGGGACCAGUUACUGAAAUUGGGUGACACCAUGCUUGCAGGAACACCAUUGCUUGAUGGAGCUGAAAGAUUAAUACGUCAUCUACACAAAACUGGUGUGCCUUUCGCCCUAGCCACGUCUUCUAGUGAACGUUCAGUACAAACGAAAAUCGCAAGUCACAAGGAGCUGUUCAGCUUAUUCCACCAUAUGGUGAUGGGCAGCAGUGAUAAAGAAGUGAAAUUUGGGAAGCCACAUCCAGAUAUAUUUCUUGUAGCUGCCUCUAGGUUUCCUGAUAAACCUAACCCUUCAAAGUGUUUAGCGUUUGAAGACUCGCCACAUGGUGUCACUGCUGCCAUCAAAGCCGGUAUGCAGGUCGUCAUGGUACCAGAUCCACAUCUCAAUAAAGAGCUGACUAAACACGCAACCAUAGUGUUGCCGACGCUGGCUAAAUUCCAACCGGAAAUAUUUGGGUUACCGCCAUUUCAGUGA
Parnassius mnemosyne (clouded apollo) is the source of this 744-nucleotide messenger RNA. The record is from the annotation of a GenBank genome assembly. NCBI's taxonomy places the organism in Eukaryota, Metazoa, Arthropoda, Insecta, Lepidoptera, Papilionidae.